AACAGCUAUUUCCUCCUCUGACUUUCUCGGACCAGAUCCCUAUCUACAAGAGAAGAGAAAACCGCCCAUGGAAAUUCCAUUCGGUGCUCUAUCGAUUUCAGAGAAGUAACAAGCAUCUCCUGCUGCUCGCCCCGUCCUCUACUCCCCUAGUCCAAUCUUUUUCGCAAAUGUCCCUCCAUCUAGCUGAAGACGAAACCAUGGAGUGUUUGUCUUUAUCGUUCAAGGAAAGCUAUGGAGGAUAAUGCAAUGAAUCUUGAUCUUAACCUGGGUCCCGUUGAUCAUCCAAACACUGAUGUGGAGCGUGAACCUGGACUAUUCUCCAGUAGAGAUUCUAAUUGGGAAGAGCUGGUCAGGGAGAGGAGACAAUUUGGCACUGAACCAUUCCCAAUUGAGAAUAUUAAUUUGGAAGAAUUCCUUGACGGACCUGUUAGGGAAGCGGUAAGGCAGAGGAGGCAGAGGAGGCAACGGUGGCGGUCCAUGCGGAGAGAUCUUCCGGUACCACCGGAAACCAGAAGCAUUGCAUUGGAAUGGUUAGGUGGGAGCAGAUUGCAGGCCGGGGAGGCCAGUUUUGCUGCAGCAGAAGAGGAAGAGAGGCCGACCACUGCUGAAGUAACCAAAACAUGUGAGAACAAAUAUCCGUGUUUGGACAAUGAAACGUCUUCCAGAAAGAAAGAAGAAAAUGAAAAGGGAAACGUAAACGAAGGUUGCUUCUUCGAUUGCAACAUAUGCUUGGAUUUGGCAAAGGAGCCUGUCGUCACUUGUUGUGGCCACUUGUUUUGCUGGCCUUGUCUUUAUCAGUGGAUACAUGUCCAUUCUGAUGCAAAAGAGUGUCCUGUUUGCAAGGGGGAGGUGACGAUGAAGAACGUGACUCCAAUUUACGGGCGUGGGAGUGGGACCCGUGAGACUGAAGAGGACUCGUCCUUUGCACUCAAAGUCCCCCAUAGACCUCAAGCACGCCGAGUCGAGAGUUGGAGACAAACCAUCCAGAGGGCAGCAUUCAGCAUCCCAAUGGAUGAGAUGAUUAGGCGGCUGGGAAGUAGGUUUGAUCUCGCACAGGUUCAGACUCAAAACCGGGAUGGGUCCCAGGAAUCUCCAGGGGAUAUUCUCAACAGGUUUUUUACCUCACGGGGACGCAGAGAGCAUCAUAAUCCUCCCCACAUCUCAGUGGAUGACAGAGAUUCUGGUUCAAGCAUUGCUGCUGUUAUUCACUCGGAGAGUCAAACUGUGGAAAAUGUUAUUGAGAUUGAUUCUACAGUGUCUCUUUCCACCUCAUCCUCCAGACGAAGAAGCGACCAUACCUCUAGAGUUUCAGAUGUUGAUAGUGGAGACUCACGCCCGCUUAGGAGGAGGAGAUUCAACUGAGCUUCCUCCUCAUCUAUCUUAUUUUCCAUUUAAGUUUUCAUAAAUUUCUUUCUGCAUGAUUGUGUUUGCUCAAGUCUCUAGUAUAAACGCGGCCAUUAUAUAUAGGCAUUUCCCUCAAAUUUUAUAUGCUCUAAACGUUGUUGAACUUGCUGCCAUGAUGAGAUAUUGCUCACAUGGGGCAUUCAUAAUAUGCAUUGUUAAGUUUUCUUUUUCAUUCCAUUUUAAUUAUUGACUGUAAAUUGCCCUCAAUUGCGUAACGUUUUUUUUGG
Messenger RNA from Cuscuta campestris, 1631 nucleotides. The record is from the annotation of a GenBank genome assembly. Lineage: Eukaryota; Viridiplantae; Streptophyta; Magnoliopsida; Solanales; Convolvulaceae.